GUUUCUACGGGCAACGAUAUUGUAUUGUUAUGGCGAACAUCAUCGAGUGAAAGAAUCCAACAAGAUAAGGCAUAUCUAAAGCUGAUAAAAAGGCGUUAAGCCUCUCAUUAAACUGCUGUAUAUUUAUAAGAAUAAUCCUCAGUGAUGUCUUUACACUUUAGUGCAAACCAGUAUAAUAACGCAUUUUAUCCUGUGAAGUUACAGAACUGGCAAGUGGCAAGAGAAUAUAGAGAGAGACCAAGGGCAUUUGAUGGCUUUACCCAGAUAGUUGCUAACAACAGAGGACAUUUGAUCCCAGGUGUCAAAAGAUCGAGAGACUCACCAUGGGGAACUUUUGUAGGAACCUGGGAUAUGCCACUGAAAAUUCCAGGUAACACAAACCCCACAGCUAGGUCUGGACAUGCAGUAGAAAGUUUACUGAGAUCUAAAACAGAUGGUGAUAUUAUCCUCAGAGGGAAAUUAAAGAGAUGCAAGGUUCCAGACCCGUUACGUGUAAAGGAAGAUACUAAAGCUGAUGCUGGUAUAGGCCCUGGACCAUUUGAAACUCUUUUGAAUGGCUCAGGAGGUAGAUCAGGUGCUAGAAAUCCAGAGCCAAUAUCCACAAGUCCAAAGAUGCCACCAAUAGGAUCCAAACCAAUGACUCCUCAAUAUCGGUCCAAACCACCUACUCCUACACUUAACUGGCCUCACCCACAGUCACCACCUAGGUCUGCAGGAUCAAGAAGAAGUCCACAAUACCUGGCCACAACGAAUUGUGCAGUAGCUGGAACUUAUGAACCAGAUAUGCCAGUGCUGUCAUCAAGAACUCCUAUUAACUGGCCUUCUCCUAAAUCAUGUGAGCCUCCAGUACAGGCAUAGACUUUUUAAAAUUAGUAGUUGUAUACUUGGAAUAACGCCUAGUCCACUGAAAAACACUAAUGGGAAUUACAGACAUAGUUAUGUUAAAAGAAGAAAAUGUUCAGAACAAAUAUGUAUCUUGAUGAAAUUUCAAACAAGCAAAUUUGACUGUUUACAAUUAUUCCACUUUUUAUGCUGUGUAAGUCUAUCAAUAGAAGUAGUUUGUACACAUACUUAAAUAAUAAAUUUUUUGGUGGUUUAUAUUUUAAUAGAAAAAUUCACUGCCAAUUUUUUGUGAGUACAGUAAAUUGCAUUUUCAACUUAAUAGCUUAAUCAGACAUCUUAAAUCAUGAAAAUAAAUUGUAAUUUGAUAUAAUUAUGAUGUUGUGAU
Messenger RNA from Mytilus californianus (California mussel), 1228 nucleotides. Its product is annotated as protein Flattop homolog. Gene Ontology annotation, cellular component: ciliary basal body. Lineage: Eukaryota; Metazoa; Mollusca; Bivalvia; Mytilida; Mytilidae. The record is from RefSeq and is a predicted model, not a curated record. The transcript is spliced from 5 exons. The coding region runs from base 145 to 858 and encodes 237 amino acids. Gene Ontology annotation, biological process: cilium organization.